CCUUUCCCUUUUUGUCGUGUGACGAUAUGCGCAAGCGCGAGCUUUUCUCUCAGCUGUCAGAUACGGGUGUAGACGUGAAGUAUCUUGUCCGUACAUUAUCUUUGUCAGGACCAACAGCUGGGUGGAACUCCGACAAAAAAAAAAGUUGCUAAAGCGUAUAGGGAUGGCAGUUUGACUGUGAGACAAGCUAGCUGUUGUUUUAAGUGCUUAUUACCCCCGCGGUGCCAUGGAUUUUAAUGUAAAGCGGUUAGCCGCAGACGCCGGUACUUUCCUAAGCCGUGCGGUACAAUUUACAGAAGAGAAACUUGGCCAGGCUGAAAAGACAGAGCUGGAUGCUCAUCUGGAGAACCUGUUGGUCAGAGCUGAGAACACCAAGCUAUGGACAGAAAGGAUUAUGAAGCAGACGGAAGUCUUACUGCAGCCCAACCCAAAUGUCCGGCUAGAAGAGUUUGUGUACGAGAAACUGGAGAAAAAAGCUCCUACGCGAAUGAACAACCAUGACCUGCUGGGUCAGUCCAUGAUUGAGUCGGGUGGUGAAUUUGGUCCUGGCACUGCCUACGGAAAUGCUCUGAUAAAAUGUGGUGAGACGGAGAAGCAGAUUGGCGGGGCCGAACGGGAGUUGAUCCAAAGUGCCGCCAUCAACUUCCUGACACCUUUCAGGAACUUCUUAGAGGGAGACUUCAAAACCAUCCUGAAAGAGAAGAAGCUACUGCAGGUGAAACGUUUGGAUUUGGAUGCAGCUAAAACCAGGCUAAAGAAAGCCAGGAUGGCUGAUGCUAGAGCUGCGGCAGAGCAGGAGUUGAGGAUGACCCAGAGUGAGUUUGACCGGCAGGCAGAGAUCACCCGGCUGCUGCUAGAAGGCGUCAGCAGCACCCACGCACAUCACCUACGCUGCUUGAAUGACUUUGUGGAGGCCCAGUCUACGUACUACGCACAGUGUUACCAGUACAUGGUGGAUCUCCAAAAGCAGCUGGGCAGGGUGGCACAGCAGUCUGCAGUUGCCAGUGUUCAUCACCCCCUUCCUCCUGCCAGUUUCCCCUCCACAUUCUCCAACAACAACCAAUCGUCAGUGUCGGGCGGGGCCAGCAACUCGGUGCCCACCAUCCCGGUGUCGGCCUCCCUGCCCAGUGUGUCCGCGGGCCGCAGCAGCUCCACGGUGUCGGGCGGAUUCAAUGAGCUGCGUAGCUCCAACGGCAGCCGCAAAGCCCGAGUGCUCUACGACUACGAUGCUGCCAGCAGCAGCGAGCUUUCCCUGCUGGCUGAUGAGGUGAUUGUCGUCAGCAGCGUCCCUGGCAUGGAUUCAGACUGGCUGAUGGGCGAGCGUGGCAACCAGAUGGGCAAAGUGCCGAUCACUUACCUGGAGUUGCUUAACUGAGACCCCCCACCCCACCACCGGCCCUCUGUAACCAGCUGUGAUCUCAUGUUUAUAUUGUGUUCCAGGGACGGGCUUCACUUUCCUUUCCAUUUGGCCAUUUUAGAAUGAGUUAUAUUUCUAUGAAAAGGAGUCUCAGUUUUAGCAGACACGCUGGAGUGAAUACAUUUGAGAGAAGGGAAAGGAACCGGACCCCCAGUCCCUGAUGUGUUUGUAUGCAACUGUAGUACAUUUCUAUAACAUGCUUCCAUGCCUUUGUGCUUGACGCCAUGCAAUCUGCAAAUAUGUGCCAGAACAUCUCCCAAACUGUACCUUUUUAAAAAAAAAAAAAGUUUUGUUUUUUACGAUAUAUAUAGCUCAGAUGGUGACAUAAAUGCUUUUAAUGUGAGGGUUGUAUUUCUCUUCCCUCACUGCAAGUUUUCUCAAGUAGCGAUACAGCAGACACUUUUUUUUUUUUUUAAAUACAAAAAUGCACUUCAGUUUGAACUGGAGAGUGAUGCUGAUUAUUAAGCCUUAUUCUAUAAUUGAUAAUCUUACAGUGCAGUAGCUGUUAUGGUUAUCCAAAGAAUGAAUUAUUAUUUUUUAAACAUUAUCGUAAGUAUUGUUCGUCAGCUUUAUUCACAUGGAGCUAUGCUGGACAGCGAGUUUAAACACAUUCCAGUACAUUUGAUUGAAGAGCGAGGCGGAAUAAGAGACAGUGUUAUCUGCUGAUAACCGCGCGGUUACCAAACUCGCAUGCCAGACAUCGUUAAGUGCCUAUCGCAGUGAAUCGGCCUCUCUGAAACCAUUUGCCUUGUUUGCAGCUACACCAGCCAUAUUGAGACGGUCUAUUCAGUCUCCUCUGCAUGUAUUGAACCCCAAUACUUCUAUUUAAGUUAUUGACAAUUGGAAACCAGCAUUUCCACGUUUCUGUGGAAGUUCAUUUAUCUGAAGACAGCUGUUGUCUUUGAUUAAAUUAUUGACUUGUGUAUUGUACAUAAAUACACAGUAAGUGACAUGUUCAUUGUCGACAUGAAGAAAAAGCCUUAAAGUAAAAACAUUUACACUUUCUUUUUUACCUUACUAUCAGUUUCCCUUAAACCUGCAUUUCAACUUCACAUUGAAAAAGAAAAAAAAAAAGCCUUGUUGCAUUCUGGGAGAUGAAAGUAUAUUAUUCCAUGGCUGCUUUUUGUUUUUGUGUGUAACUGAUAAGAUGGCAUACAAUUGUAAAAUAAAUAUACAAUAUGAUGAGUUAAAAUAAGAAAAUAACACUGGUCUGUUUUGAGUUUUCAUUUUAUUUGUGUCCAUGCACACUUUCAGUAGUGAGGGAACAAAAUGUGGCAUUUACUGUCGUCUUGAUUGUUGAUUUUUGUUGAUUCCUAGUGGAACCACUAGAGGGCAGAGCAAGCAACUGGUUGUGCUGUUAAAUACAACUGAAGAAAUGUAAUUUGGCAGAAUCAUGUGAGAUUGAGACACGUUACUGAGCUAGAGAAAGUAAAUGUCAUGUAAUGCAUGAACACCUUUGAAAGCUGCCAUUUUAGACCCAGUGAUAUAGUGCUAAAUGUCAUUAAAGGACUAAACAUGAACAUACUAAUACUGUAGGACAAAAACCAAGAGGAAACUGGAAUUAACCAUUUUCAAGGAAAAUAAUUAUAUUUAGUACUCUUACAGGUCAAUUUCCAAAACCAUUUUCUCAUUAGUUCUCAGUAAAGCACUUUCAUGUCAAACCUUCAAUAAUCUACUCUAGAUCUUAAAGAAAAUGUUGAGUCUAAACGGUAAAGUUUUUAAUUUUAACACCGACAAAGGGUUUCUACAGUAGUGGUGGGAGAUGUGAAAGAAGAUAAACAGAUGCACUCUUGACUGAAGUCAUGCCCACCAUGAUCAAAAGGCUGUUUAUUAUGAUAUGGAUGACACCUCUGAAUGAACGCUUAUUCUUCUGAUGAUUUGUCUUGCUUCAUCCAAAAGCAGCUCUAUUUUAAAGUGAUUCACAAAAUAUUUUCUCAAUGUUGACUCAUUCAAAGAGAAUUUGGUGAGCAGAAGAGUAGAUUCCCUCUACCCAGUUGUCUUGGGCUCUCUCCUGGCCCGAUCCCCUGUGACUUCCACAACUCCCAGUGGAUCUUCAUGCUGCAGUGCCAGCAGCUGUGGACCAGAAAACAUCUCAAAACUCUGACCCAGUUUGACAAAAUCUCUUAAUUUGCAGAUUUAAAAGAUUUCCAAGGAACCCUGUUCUGGGUAGACUCUAUACAGUGACCUUAAUAAAAUGAGCCUGUAAAACAUACAGUGAAAUCUUGUUUUUUUUCACACUCAAAUGCUUUCAUUAGUCACUUUUAGCAGUCUUGAUGCAGUUACACGGUUAACAACUGAUAUGAAAGGCUUCCUGGCUAAACAAUAAGUCCAGUGCAAAGCGCCCAUCGUCGCCUGUCAUAAGAGCAGGAAGGGUUAAGAGGAAGUCAAGUUUUGCAAACUGCCUGUUGACUAAGAAGCUGCCUGUACGUCAGCUUACAUUGGAUAAUUUGCUUUUUCGACAUGCGCCAUCAGCGUCACAUUAACCACUAACCUUUGACCUACAGUAGCUUGUGUUACCAUUUUCCAAAAGAGUACGAUAUUGAAAGGUAAAGCCUGAAAGCACAAUGGAGGAAAAUAUCCUUAAGUGUUUGUACACCAAACAAAAAUAUAGAGUAAAGACCACGAAAUCAUGUAUUUGCGGCUAACAUUGGACCUCAUAAAACCUCAGCUGUGGACAUUUCAGUUGCACAGUAUUCUGAAACCUGACUUUUCUUUAUCUCUCUAAAGAU
Molecule: messenger RNA, 4146 nt
Organism: Anarrhichthys ocellatus (wolf-eel)
Lineage: Eukaryota; Metazoa; Chordata; Actinopteri; Perciformes; Anarhichadidae
Gene: sh3glb1a
Product: SH3-domain GRB2-like endophilin B1a
Exons: 9
Coding region: 227-1375 (382 amino acids)
Biological process (GO): membrane organization
Cellular component (GO): membrane; cytoplasm
Molecular function (GO): protein binding
Source: RefSeq, a predicted model, not a curated record